AUGCGUCUUGGGCGCUGGAGUUUUGGAUUGUGGUGUUGCUUCAGCUGGAGGGUGUUCUCCGAGCCGAACCCACCUGUGUGGCCACAAGCGGUCCAUAUCUUUGCCCCUGAGGAUGCAGAGGAUCGGAAUCUGACCGCAGAGAUCGCUACACUUUUGAAGGAUCUCAACAAUGUCACCACAGGGCACUACAGCUCCGAGCGCAUCGCCUUGUUGUUCAAACCUGGCUCCUAUGACGUGGACAUCGAGGUGGGUUACUAUGUGCAGGUCCUGGGACUGGGGCGACGUCCCCAAGAGGUGGCCUUCACUGGCAGGAACGGAGUUUAUUCUCCGCCCAUGGGUGAGUCUCCGGAUCCCGGAUCGCUGGAUAACUUUUGGCGGAGUGCUGAGAAUUUUCAUCAAAAGUCCUCUGAGGGCAUGCUUUGGGCCGUAUCCCAAGCAUGUCCGCUGCGACGAGUGCAUGUAGACAGGAAUCUCUCCCUUUUUGCCCCAAAGGCUUGGGCAAGUGGAGGAUACCUGGCAGAUGUGCAUGUAGAUGGAUACACUAGGCUUGGAGGGCAGCAGCAGUGGAUUAUGCGCAACUCCAAUAUUUCCACUCCGAAUGCGAGUAUCCUCGGUGGGCAAUGGAACAUCGUCCUUGUGGGCUGUACAGGUACACCUCCCACAACUCUGCCACACAGCGGCUCUGUUGCAGCACUGACCAAUGUGGCUUUGACCCCUGUGGUGGCCGAGAAGCCUUUUAUUUCAAUCGAUUCUUCUGGGCUUUUCUUUUUGGAAAUCCCGGAAUAUAGAUACCUAUCAGUUGGCCCCAGCUUCCAGGAGGAAGGAGGUACCACUGCGGUGCCCUUCAGUGAAGUUUAUGUGGCCAGGAGCAGCGAUGCCAGCAGUGCCAUCCAAGCCAAGUUGGACUUGGGAUUGCACGUGGUGCUAACGCCAGGCAUCUACAACCUCACUCAGCCCUUGACCUUGAGUACCAGUGGUCAGGUCCUCUUGGGCAUCGGAAUGGCCACCCUGGUGGCGCCCAAAGAUGGCCGGCCCUGUGUCUACGUCAAGGGUCUUGCGAAAGGGGUUCGAGUGGCUGGGCUGAUGCUGCAGGCGGCUGCUUCCAAGUCGACUUUAAAGGUGGUGCCAUUGAGCAGCUUGCUGGAAUGGGGUGAAGCGGGCGAACUCAGCAGCGGUGAUGCUGCCGCACCAGGAGUCUUGUCAGACAUCUUUGCCCGCGUGGGUGGACCCGACUUCGACCGAUCCAUAGGUGUGGAUGUGGUUCUGCGGAUCCACUCAAAUCAUGUGGUGGGUGACAACUUGUGGAUUUGGAGAGCAGAUCAUGCCUUCCUGGAUCCAGACCAAGGUCCGCAGAAGGAUCCUCAAAACUCACUGGUGCCGCUCAAAGACCGAGUUCCCAAAGGAAGCGAGUACUACUUGACUGCCAUGGGUGACUAUCCGGCCAAGGUUGGUGUGCAAGUGAAGGGAGACUUCGUGACCAUCUACGGGUUGGCAGUGGAACACUUCACCCAAGACAACACCGUGUGGGAAGGUGAAGCUGGAAGGGUUUAUUUCUAUCAAAACGAGCUUCCCUACGAUGUAGAUCAGGAGAACUUUGGGGACAAGCACUAUGCCGGCUAUCGGGUGGCCUCGAUGGUCCAGCGACAUGAAGCUCAUGGUGUAGGCGUUUAUAGCUACUUCCGUGACUUCCAAUGCUUGGUGCGUAGCGGCUUUGUGGCGCCCAGCACAGAUGGGGUUCGCUUUACGAAUAUUUUCACGCGUUUCCUGAAUGGAGAGCCAGGAAUUGAACACGUGCUCAAUGACCAGGGCAGUGCUGUGAUGGGUUUUUCCGAUCCCAUGAGUCGCUUACCCACGUCCGUCCAAGGGCCAGGCCCCACAGCAGCUCCAAAACAUCGAGGGAUGUCUCUUUGGAGCUUGAUGUUGGGCACGGCGAUCAUGGGACUUUCACUGGGUUGGCUUUCCAGCUUCUUCUUUGUCCGCUGGAGAUCCAGACAACGAGGCGCAUUUAUCGAUGGUGCUUCCGACUCAGAGUCUGACAAGUGCUGA
Messenger RNA from Cladocopium goreaui, 2046 nucleotides. NCBI's taxonomy places the organism in Eukaryota, Dinophyceae, Suessiales, Symbiodiniaceae. The record is from the annotation of a GenBank genome assembly.